UGGAGACUCAAUCUCUCCCUAAAAACUUUUGGAGUUGGAUAUUGGAAGAAUCAUGAAGAUCCUACUUCUUUUGGGGCUGGUGGUUCUGUCAGAAUGUUUGGUGAAGGUCCCUCUCAGGAAAGGGGAAUCUUUCAGAAAUCGCCUAAAGAGGUUGGGAUUAUUGGGUGACUACCUUAAGAAACAUCCAUACAAUCCUGCAACCAAAUACUUCCCUGAAUUAGCUCAAGCUUCCGGUGAGCCUCUACAGAACUACAUGGAUAUUGAAUAUUUUGGAACUAUAUCCAUUGGAACCCCAGCACAGGAGUUUACAGUUAUCUUUGACACAGGAUCUUCCAACUUGUGGGUCCCAUCUGUCUACUGUUCCAGCCCAGCAUGUACGAACCACCAUAUGUUUAACCCACAACAAUCAUCCACUUUCCAAGCCACAAACACACCAGUGUCCAUCCAAUACGGAACCGGCAGUAUGAGUGGAUACUUGGGAUAUGACACUGUGCAGGUUGGGAACAUUGUCGUCACUAACCAGAUUUUUGGACUAAGCGAGUCUGAGCCUGGCUCUUUCUUGUACUAUUCUCCAUUCGAUGGUAUUUUGGGUUUGGCUUUCCCAAGUCUGGCAUCUUCUCAGGCAACACCUGUCUUUGACAACAUGUGGAGCCAGGGCCUCAUUCCUCAGGACCUCUUCUCUGUUUAUCUUAGCUCCAACGGUCAGAGUGGCAGCUUUGUGUUGUUUGGUGGGGUGGAUACUUCAUAUUACAGUGGAAGCUUAAACUGGGUUCCUCUGACAGCUGAAACCUAUUGGCAGAUCACAGUAGACAGUGUAUCCAUAAAUGGACAAGUCAUUGCAUGCAGCGGCUCUUGUCAAGCUAUCGUUGACACUGGAACCUCUUUGCUGGCUGGACCACCAACUCCCAUUGCUAAUAUCCAAUACUACAUUGGGGCAAGCCAAGACUCCAAUGGGGAGUAUGUGAUCAACUGCAACAGUAUCAGCAGCAUGCCAACCAUCAUUUUUACUAUCAAUGGUGUCCAAUUCCCACUUCCACCCAGUGCUUACGUACGCCAGAACCAGCAGGGAUGCACCAGCGGAUUCCAAUCCAUGAAUCUUCCAACAAGCUCAGGGGAUUUGUGGAUUCUGGGAGAUGUAUUUAUCCGCGAAUACUAUGUAGUGUUUGACAGAGCAAACAAUUAUGUAGCAAUGGCUCCUCUUGCCUAAGAAAUCGAAGUAUUCCCCCUGCCCUUUUCUGUUCAGGAGAUUUGGAAAUUCUGUUCUUUUCACUUGGACUUCGCCCUGCCCCAUAAUGAGCAAUGCCACAGACAGAUUUAUGUAUGUACCUCUGCACUAAAAAAAAGUUUGUUAUGUUGUAUGAUGCAGGAGAAACAAAAUGUAUGAUCCUUGCAUAUCCCAUUAAACAGUGUGUAGGUAAAUUACAAAAAUAAAA
Messenger RNA from Spea bombifrons (plains spadefoot toad), 1433 nucleotides. Its product is annotated as pepsin A-like. NCBI's taxonomy places the organism in Eukaryota, Metazoa, Chordata, Amphibia, Anura, Pelobatidae. The record is from RefSeq and is a predicted model, not a curated record. The transcript has 9 exons. Gene Ontology annotation, biological process: proteolysis. Gene Ontology annotation, molecular function: aspartic-type endopeptidase activity. The coding region runs from base 53 to 1207 and encodes 384 amino acids.